AUUGUAUUUAGAAAAUUCUAUCACUCUAAAAUAUUCUAUGAACGCGGCAAAGAAUUAAGAGCCACCACCACAGAAAAAAAAAAACUCCACACCUGGUUUUCCAGUGCACCAUCAAUGGCGAGAUCGAUUCUCUGCUCGCAUCUGAUUCCUUCCAUAUCGUCAUCCGUUCCGCUCAAGUCUUCUCUCCUUCUCCAAUGGCCAAAUCUCUCAAAAACCUCGCACUCGAUGCUCUUAAUUAACCGGCGGUUCUCCGCCGCAAAGAUAAGCAUGAGCCUCCGAGCCGGCAUUGUCGGCCUCCCCAACGUCGGCAAGUCCACUCUCUUCAACGCCGUCGUUGAAAAUGGAAAAGCUCAAGCGGCAAAUUUCCCCUUCUGUACAAUAGAACCGAAUGUAGGGAUUGUUGCUGUUCCAGAUCCUCGUCUCAAUGUGCUUUCAGAGAUCAGCAAAUCUAAAAAAGCUGUCCCUGCAUCCAUAGAAUUUGUUGAUAUUGCUGGCCUCGUAAAGGGAGCCAGUCAAGGGGAGGGUUUGGGUAAUAAAUUCUUAUCGCAUAUUCGUGAAGUAGACUCUAUAAUCCAGGUGGUGCGCUGUUUUGAAGAUAAUGACAUUAUUCAUGUGAAUGGAAAAGUUGAUCCAAAAUCGGAUAUCGACGUCAUCAAUUUAGAGUUGGUCUUCUCAGAUUUAGAUCAGGUUGAGAAAAGAUUGGAUAAACUCAAGAAAAGCAAAGCUUCUAACCCACAAACCAAAAUGAAGGAAGAAGCAGAGAAGUCUGCACUGGAAAAAAUCGUGGUGGCACUGAUGGAUGGAAGACCAGCUCGAUCAAUUUCUUUAACUGAUCUCGAAAAGGAUGGUAUAAGGCAUCUUUGUUUACUUACUAUGAAACCAAUCAUAUAUGUGGCAAAUGUGGCAGAGUCUGAUCUAGCCGAACCUGGAAGCAACUCUCAUGUUCAAGAUGUGACGAAUCUUGCUUCUGAAUUGCAAUCUGGACUAAUAACUGUCUCAGCACAGGUUGAAGCUGAGCUUACAGAACUUCCUCCGGAAGAAAGGAUUGAAUAUUUGGCCUCUCUUGGAGUCAAUGAGAGUGGCCUAGGAAAUCUCAUAAGGGCAACUUACAACCUUCUAGGACUGCAUACUUAUUUCACCUCCGGCGAAAAGGAAACAAAAGCUUGGACGAUACGAUCAGGAAUGACUGCACCUCAAGCAGCUGGUGUUAUACAUUCCGACUUUGAGAGGGGCUUUAUUCGAGCAGAAACGGUUGCUUAUGACGAUUUUGUCGCUGCUGGUUCAUUUUCAGCAGCAAGGGAGAAGGGACUGUUGAGAUCCGAGGGAAAAGAUUAUAUCGUGAAAGAAGGGGAUGUGAUGCUAUUUCGGUUUAAUGUCUAAAUAGGAUAUUUAUUGAUGGUGAUUUUUUUUUGGCCUUGCUCGGAAUCUCUUACAUGAAGAUCACGAACCCGCCGAUGAGGUGGAUCGGACCAAGUCGGAAACAUGCGGAUUAGAUAUUAAAUGUUUUUUAUUAUUGUUAUUUUACUUAAUGAAGCAUUUCAUUACCAUUUGUUUUCUAGCAAGGGAUGUCAUUUGUACUAUCUUUUUGUUGAUGAGAGAAAAUCGAAAGAAAUAUAUAUAGGAUAUAUAUAUAAAGAGAACCCAAAUUUGGUGCCUACAAUUUGUUGAUUUUGGAACAAUAUUUUUUCAAUCCAAAUUCUGAAAUCCGACUUCCAAUUUUCCGAAACUAUUUGGAUCCGAAUUGGAAUAUAUGAGAUUCCAA
Erythranthe guttata (spotted monkey flower) is the source of this 1762-nucleotide messenger RNA. RefSeq names its product GTP-binding protein-like protein. NCBI's taxonomy places the organism in Eukaryota, Viridiplantae, Streptophyta, Magnoliopsida, Lamiales, Phrymaceae. The record is from RefSeq and is a predicted model, not a curated record. Gene Ontology annotation, molecular function: ATP binding; GTP binding; ATP hydrolysis activity. Gene Ontology annotation, cellular component: cytoplasm.